Messenger RNA from Brassica oleracea var. oleracea, 2145 nucleotides. RefSeq lists its product as uncharacterized. The record is from RefSeq and is a predicted model, not a curated record. The coding region runs from base 1 to 2145 and encodes 714 amino acids. Lineage: Eukaryota; Viridiplantae; Streptophyta; Magnoliopsida; Brassicales; Brassicaceae. The transcript is spliced from 3 exons. Gene Ontology annotation, molecular function: catalytic activity.
AUGGCGCUUCUGAGUUGGAAUUGCCAAGGCUUGGGCCGUGAACAAGAUUUGGUGAUUCCGCGUCUAAGGGAAUUAAAGCGUGAUCAUUUCCCUGAUGUUAUGUUCUUGAUGGAAACUAAAAACAAGCGUGAUGUUCUCGUUGAUUUACAAGAGUGGCUAGGCUAUGACAGGAUCUAUACAGUGGAUCCGGUUGGGUACAGCGGAGGUUUAGCACUCAUGUGGAUGAAUUCUGUAAAUAUUGAAUUUAAGUUUGUUGACAAGCAUCUUUUAGACUUUUCUAUUAGAUCCGGAUAUCUACGCUAUUUUGUGUCAUGUGUAUAUGGCGAACCUGUUAGAGGAGAAAGACCUACGGGGUGGGAAAGGUUAUCAAGGAUUGGAGUAAACCGUAAAGCACCUUGGUGUGUAGUGGGGGAUUUCAAUGCCAUAAGAAAUAAUGGGGAAAAAUCAGGGGGUCCAAGGCUAAGUGAGUCUAAUUUCACCGACUUCAACAACAUGCUAGAGGCUUGUGAGCUAUCGGAACUGGUUGGCAUUGGCAACAGCUUCACUUGGGGUGGUAUCAGGGGUAUCCUUAGCAUUCAGAGCAAGUUGGACGGAUGUUUUGGAAAUAAAGCGUGGUUCAACUACUUCCCAAAAUCGAAACAAGUUUUUUUGGAUAAAAGAGGAUCAGACCAUCGUCCGGUUUUGGUCUCUCUUGACCCAAAGCCAAACCUGUAUAGAGGAAGUUUCAUAUUUGAUUGUCGCUUCAUAUCCAAACCGGUGGUCACUGAAACUAUUAAAAAAGCAUGGCUGACAAAUCAUUCUUUCUUUGAAGUCUCAGUCUAUGACAAGCUGAAGAUUUGCAGAAAGAAAAUCAGCAAAUGGAAAAGGACGGAAUCUCUUAACGCUAGAGAUAAGAUCAGGAACUUACAGCAGAGCUUGGAGAUGGAACAGUCAUGUAUGUUUCCAUCAACGCCUAGACUGAUUUGGAUGAAGAAAGAAUUGGUGCAGGCCUAUAAAGAAGAGGAGCUGUUCUGGAGUCAAAAGAGCAAAGAAAAAUGGGCUACUAAAGGGGAUGCAAACACUAAGUUCAUCGGUCAAAAUUUGUUCAAAUCCACAAACCCUGAUACCUUUUCAGAUUUCUUUCAAGGUUUCGAGUCAAGGGUUACCCAACAGAUGAAUGAAGAUCUAGUAAGACCAGUGUCUAAAGAGGAAGUCAAGGAAGCGGUCUUUACUAUAAAAGGAAGUAGUGCACCAGGGGCUGAUGGCAUGACAGGCCUGUUCUUUCAAAGAUAUUGGGAGGUGAUCGGAGCUCAGAUUACUGCAGAAGUCCAGAGUUUCUUCAUGAAUGGUACCUUCCCGGUGGACUGGAACUACACUCUCUUAUGCUUGUUACCCAAGAUAGAGGACCCAGUGCUGAUGUCGGACCUGAGACCUAUCAGUCUAUGUUCGGUGUUGUAUAAAAUUGUGUCCAACAUUAUUGUAACCAGACUCAAACCCAUGCUUCCUAUUUUGGUGUCUCAAUCGCAAUUUGCGUUCGUUAAAGAGAGAUUAAUAACCGACAAUAUUCUGGUUGCUCACGAAAUCAUCCAUGCUUUGAGAACGAACGACAAGUUCUCAAAUUCUUACAUGGCAAUCAAGUCGGAUAUGUCGAAAGCUUACGACAGAGUGGAAUGGUCUUACUUGAAUGCUUUGUUGUUUGCAAUGGGCUUCGAUAAAAUGUGGGUUGACAGGGUUAUGUUCUGCAUUUCGUCGGUAACUUUCUCAGCUUUGAUCAACAAUCAGCCUAACGGAAAGAUAAAACCGGAGAGGGGUCUUAGACAAGGAGAUCCUCUGUCGCCCUUCCUCUUUGUGCUUUGUACUGAAGGCUUAAUCCAUCUACUAGCAAAGGCUGAACAGCAAGGAAGUAUCCAAGGGAUCAAAUUCUCCAAUGAGGGUCCAGUAGUUGAUCACAUGAUUUUCGCCGAUGACAGUUUAUUUGUUUGUAAAGCAGAGGAGAAUCAGACGAAAGAGCUGAUGAGAUUAUUAGAGGAGUAUGGCAAAGCUACAGGUCAGCUUGUGAAUUUACAGAAAUCUGCGAUUACAUUUGGUGCAAAGGUGAGCGAAGGCAUUAAAGAUCAGGUUAGAGCAAUCACUGGCAUUGAAAAUGAAGGAGGAACAGGUUUGUGA